AUGGACGAGCUCAAGCGCCAGUGGGAGCGACUGGGGGUGGAGAUCGACCGCGUCUCCCGGAGCCUGAGGAGGAUCAGCGGCGUGGCGACGCCUGAAGAGGAGGAGACCGGAGCGAAGAGCGAAGUCGAGAGCGAAGACUCAAGUGCAGCUGGAGUCGAGACGGAGGAGGAUAAUGAUGGAUCUGAAGGGGAGACAGAAGGGACUGAGCAUGGAGAAGACGAGAAGAGCAAUAUGCCAAGCGAUCCCGAGAACUAUCGCAUCGUGGGAGCUGACCAGUUUUAG
Molecule: messenger RNA, 282 nt
Organism: Phytophthora sojae
Lineage: Eukaryota; Oomycota; Peronosporomycetes; Peronosporales; Peronosporaceae
Exons: 2
Coding region: 1-282 (93 amino acids)
Source: RefSeq, a predicted model, not a curated record